UUGGGGGGCGCUUUUGUCCGUGAAACGUUUCACCCACCGACCCCCACAUCGAACAAUCGGAUCUUGGGAGACAAUCUGAGGACGACGACGAGGCGUUUCCAGCUGUCUAGUCUCGACCACGACACGGUCACUUCUAAAGCCCCUGUUUGUACAGAGACAGCAGACGGGACCCAGACAAAACAUGCUCCUGUGAUGAAAACCAACGCUGGGAACCAUCCCAUAUUCCACACUUAAAAUGACUCUAGAAAAUGGAUUUACAUGUACAGCUUUACAGUGGAUGACGACAAGCAAGAUCUGAGACUUUUUUUUAUUUUGUGUUGCGGGAGGAAUAACAUUGCUUUUUGCCUGGCGUUAAACAGCGUGAACUCGUCUGGAGGAUUAAACCGAACGCAAGCGUAAUUUGGCCUGUAAUAUAGAGGCUUUUACUUAACGUUGGAUUUCAGUUUUUUUAAAUAACUUGGUUAACUUAACUGAAUUACUUACUUACAAGCUAGCACAACCAGAUGUACUUUUGAAGUAACGUUAGCUAGCUAGCGUUAGGUAUAGUUGGCUAAUGUUAACGUUGGAGAGAACGCGAAAAAGAAAGUUUCAUUGUCGUUUAUGCUGUUGGAAAAUAUACUUAUCUUCUUCAUCCGCAGUGUAGUCUUACCUCUCUAGCUGGACAUGGACAUUUGGCCAUGAGCUUUUGGAGAAAGAUGAGUUUUAUAUUUGAAGGCCUCUUGGACGCAUGUCAAAUCCAAAUUUCUAUGGACUUGCUUAGUUAGCUGAGGUUGGCUAAUGAUAAGUUAGUCCGACCAAAAUACGCCGUUGUACAACACGUCCUAUUUUAGGCAUGUAUUCGGCAUGCACUUGUAUUCUGCUUUAAGUUAGAAAUGUUUGAUCAUAUACUAUGCGGGAAAUGGUGUUUAAUUGCAGUAACUAGCUGGUAGCAACACAUCUUGCUAAAUGAUCUGCAUUAGCUAGCUAGCUAGCUAGCAAGUAACGUUAUAGAGCUAUCUCGACGUUUACGCACAGUUCAGUGAUCACACCGGCUAGCGUGUAGACAGUUUUACGUUCGGAUAAGGACACAUUUUUUACUGCCUUGUAUCAAAAUCGGCACUUGGAGAAGACAUGAUGUGGUCUAUGGCUGUGGUGGGCCGAAUAUCGAUUCUUGCCACCGGACUUUGCGCCAUGGUCCUCCUGAGCCCCGUUGCAGCGGCUCAGAGCGAGGAGAGGGAGUGUGCAUUUGCGGAGAAGCAGCAAGACCUGGCAGGCCGCAUCGGUGUGAGCGCGGAGGGCCGGGUCUUCUUGGAGAACUCCACCGUCCGCUGCAGCUCCGGCGCCCAGUGCUACGGCCUCUGGGAGAGGAACCAGAAUGGCGUACGUCUAGUCAAGCAAGGUUGCUGGACAUACAACAGCCAGCAUCCGGACUGCGAUGACGACCGCUGCCUGGUAACCACGGCCCCGUCGCUAAUGCAGAACGGCAGCUCUAGCUACAGGUUCUGCUGCUGCAACCGAGACAUGUGCAACGUCAACUUCACAGAGGACUUCCCCGAGCCCACCCCCACCACUGUUCAGCCCUUCCGUAAGUUGUCUCGGUCACUCUACCGGGAGGAAGCUGUCGUCAUCGCCCUGGCAACAGUUUCCGUGGUUGCUGUCUUCGUUGUGCUGCUCUUCUUUGGGUACCGCGUACUGAGGGGAGACCGGAAGCAUGGGCUUCAUAAUCUGGACAUGUUAGAGGCUGCAGUGUCUCAGCCCUCACUGGACCUGGACAGCCUCAAGCUAUUAGAGCUGAUAGGCCGCGGGCGGUAUGGCGCGGUGUACCGCGGCUCCCUGGACGAGCGUCCGGUGGCGGUGAAGCUCUUCUCCUCGGUCAACCGGCAGCCCUUCACCAAUGAGCGCGCCAUCUAUCGCCUGCCAAUGGAGCACGACAACGUCACACGCUUCUUGGAGAGCGAGGAGCGGCUUGGUUCGGACGGGAGGCCUGAGUUCCUGCUGCUGCUCGAGUACUACCCUCACGGCUCUCUGUGCAGGUACCUGAGUGGGUGUGUUGUGGACUGGAUGAGCUGCUGUAGACUGGUGCACUCAGUCACACGAGGCCUGGCCUACCUGCACACAGAGAUCAUCAAAGGAGAUGUCUACAAGCCAGCCAUCUCGCACCGGGACCUGAACAGCCGGAACGUUCUAGUGAAGGGUGAUGGCACAUGCGUGAUCAGCGACUUCGGCCUGGCCAUGAAGCUGACGGGCAACAGGCCACUGCCACGCGGGGAGGAGGAGAACACCGCCAUCAGUGAGGUGGGGACGGUGCGCUACAUGGCUCCUGAGGUGCUGGAGGGAGCUGUGAACCUGAGGGACUGUGAGGCGGCACUCAAGCAGGUGGACGUCUACGCCCUGGGCCUCAUCUACUGGGAAAGCUUCAUGCGCUGCUCCGACCUCUUCCCAGGAGAGACCGUGCCUGAGUUUCAGAUGGCGUUCCAGGCAGAGGCGGGCCCACACCCCUCGUUUGAGGACAUGCAGGUCCUGGUUAGCCGAGAGAAGCAGAGGCCCAAGUUCCCCGAAGCCUGGAAGGAGAACAGUCUGGCGGUGCGCUCCCUGAAGGAGACGAUGGAGGACUGCUGGGAUCAGGACGCGGAGGCGCGUCUGACGGCUCAGUGUGCGGAGGAGCGUAUGGCCGAGCUGCUGCUCAUCUGGGACCGGGAUAAGUCCGUCAGCCCCACCCUCAACCCCACAAGCACCACCCUGCACAACCACAGGAACCUGUCUCAUGUCCGCCGGACUCCCAAGGUGGGUCCCUACUCCGACCUCUCGUCCUCCUCCUACAUCGAGGACUCCGAGGGCCGGACCAAAACCGCUCAAGGUGGCGGAGACGCCUCCUCAUCGUCCGGCCCCACCUCUCAGGCGGCAGCGGGCGGAGUCGUGGUGGAGAAAAACAGGAACUGCAUCAACUACGAGCGUCAACAACAACAACAACAACACCUCCUCCAGCCAUGGCUGCCCAGUCCAGAGAGUAGCGGCGCCAGUCAGUCCACCACCACCACAGGCCUGACCCUCACGCCUCUCUCCGAGCCCCCCGUGGGGUCCGCGUCGACGCUGCACAGCCUCCAUCACCACCACCCGCCGCAUCACCACCACCACUGCCCCGUCCUCACGCAGGAGGACCUGGAGACGCCCAAGCUGGACCCCAGCGAGGUGGAGCGCAACCUGCGCGAGAGCUCGGACGAGAGCCUGAUGGAGACGUCGCAGAAGCUGUUCUGCGCGCCAGACGCGCUGGCCUCCGGGUCGCACGGCCUGCUCUACCCGCUCAUCAAGAUGGCCGCCGAGGUCACGGGCGGGACUUCGCCGUCAUCGUCCUCAACAUCGCAUCUUCAUCUUCAUCACCACGGCGAUGGCUCGGGGGCUGCCCAUCCGCUACCCAAGCAGCAGAACCUUCCCAAGCGGCCUAGCAGCCUGCCGCUGCACGCUAAGACCUCUGGGAAGGAACCCUCGUCAUCGUCCUCCUCGCUUCGGCUGAAGUUCGGCAAGCAGAGCAAGUCGAACUUGCGGCAGGUGGAGACUGGCGUUGCCAAGGCCAACGCGGUCGUCGUGGCAGCCGAGCCUCGCCUGGUCACGGUCACCAACAACGUGCCCGUCACAGACGCCGUCGCAGGAGCAUCAGGCGUCAGCGCCGGCACCAGCGGGCAUCACGGGAAGGGCCCGGCGAGCUCGGAGGACCUGAGCUUCGGCCUGCUGGCCGCCAGCCCCGACGAGCAGGAGCCGCUGCUACGGCGAGAGGCGCGGCCCAACAACGCCAACAACAACAACAGCAACAACAACAACGGCGAGAGCGAGAGCGAGGGCGAGGGGGACAACGAGGGGGGCGGGGAGAGCGCGGACAACGCGCUGCCCAACGAGGCCCCCACCACCGCCAACGCCGGCACCAACACCGCCACCUCAGAGGCGGCCCCUCCCGGCGGCUCCAGAGCCCCCCAGGAGCGCGGUGAGAGCACGGCACCCCCACAGCCUCGCAUGGAGGCCCUGCUCAGGCAGCACAAAGGCCGCAGGCCGGAGAGACCCAACUCCCUGGACCUGUCCAUCACCACACUGACCUCCACAAUGGAGGACAUGGGAAGGGAUAGCAAGGAGCAGGGUUCCGGCGAGAAGAUCAAGAAGCGCGUGAAGACGCCGUACGCCCUCAAACGCUGGCGCCCCGCCACCUGGGUCAUCUCCUCGGACGUUGCGUUGGACGCCGAGGUCAACAACAAUAACACGCACAGCAGCGGCAACACAUCCAGGGGAGGCAACCACAACACCUCCACCCAACGGCCCAAAUCUACCACCGCCAUCUACCUGGGCAGCCGCGGGGGCACCAUGACCUCUGCCUACGGCCCUGACCCCAACGAUCUCUCGCGGGUCUGAACUAUGAGUAUACUACCUACCCUCUACCCCCUGCCACCCACCCCCACCCCUGCCACCCCAUCCCAUGUCCCAUCAGCAUAUACAAUGCCUGUAGAGUUUUAGACUGACUGAGCUGGCUGAAAUGCAAGCUGGUGAGGGGGGGGGGGGGGUGUGUAACAAUAGGAUAGUUAAUGGACAGUAGCGCAGUGCUACAGAGCUCAGCCUUGUUUGGCCAAUCAAUACUCACUGUUCAUGGUGUAUCCUUAAAACCUCGAAACCUUACUUAUUUUUAGCCGCGUUCGGAAGACUGACGUGUAAAGGCCUGGAAGGAGUGAUGGAGAGGAUGACUGGAGUCAAAUGGAGGAGUUUUAUUUGUUUGUUUGUGUUUUUGUUUGUGUGUUUGUUUGUUUUUCAUUAAGUGCUGGAUUUAAUGUUGUUCCUUGUUGGCCCCUGUGACAAGAUGGCUUUAAGAAAAACAAUCUCAGCUAUGCAGGAUCCCAUUGGCUCUAAGUGGUCCCAUGUUUUUAUGUUUUUUUUUAUAUAUAUAUAAUGUGGUGUAAAGUUUUGAUUAAUGUGCAUUUUGAGCUUUUUAUAUUCUUUUUUUACUUUGCACUUUUCAACGUCAAAAUCGUAAUUCUUGAAUCAGUAUCCAUGAUGACCACCAUGAAGAAUGGUCUCUAAACUUAAAAAGAAAGAUGUAAAGAAAAAUAAUUGUAAAAAAAGAUAAUCUGACAAUGUUGAAUAUAAAAAUCAGUGUGUUUGCCUGUAUAGGUCCUUUAGUCUCUGCUACAGAAACUCUCUUCUUCAACACCAAGGGCAGUCUGAAAGACUGACCAACUGACAAUGCUGUAUCACUCUUUAGUUGGACUUCACUCUGAUUUUAGCAUGUCUUUUAUGUUCUUUUGUCAUUUUUUUCCCUUUUUUAUUUUGUUUCCUACUCUUGAAGACGUGCAAUAGUCUGUAGCUUAUUUUUAUGUAAAUUUUAGCAAAAAUCAACAUUUUUUUUUUAUUGUUGGUAUAAUUGAUUUUGUAUAUCAUGGUGGGCUGUCUGUUUGAAAUUGCAAAAAAAAAAAAAAACGGUUAAGUUGCACUUAAACGGUCACACAAUCCCCACAUGCAGGACUUGCCCUCCUUGUACACAAACUUCUCCACGGAUGACAAUCCUGAGGUCCACUCUCCGGGAGAGCUGGGCUAUGAAAGCGAUCGGGCAGAGAAAAAGCACUAACUCCCCUACCCUGCACCACUCCUUCACAAAACCUGACAAUUAUCAUGAGGUUGUGUUUAGGGGGAUUUUUUUUUUUUUUUGGUUUGUUUUGUUUGAAAUGUGGGUUUAGUUGCAUGCCGUCAGGGCUGUAGAAUGCAAAAGUGCAAAACGCGCUGUCGGAUUUCUUGUUUUUCAGACUCUCAACUAAAGAUUUGUAUCUGAGAACAAACACAAUGCUAUGGGUCACGUUACCAAUUCUCCUCACUAUCUGAACUUGCCUAGGUGUGUGUGUGUGUGUGUGUGUGUGUGUGUGUGUGUGUGUGUGUGUGUGUGUGUGUGUGUGUGUGUGUGUGUGUAAAAGAAUGAAUGAAUGAGAGCAUAAGGUACUUCUUGUGCGUUCUCUUGUAUGUAUUGUAUCUAUUCUCGUGUGUGUGAGAGAGAGUGAAAUAGAGAGAGAAUAGAUGUUUCCUGGUUUGUAUGUGUUCUUACAUGUACCUCUGUGUGUGUGUGUGUGUGUAUAUGAGUAAGUGUGGGCAGUGAAAAUGCAUGCGGCCCAUCCCCAAAAUGGUCAGGGUUCCCCUUCUUGAAUGUAAGGAGCUUGAAAGGUCAGUCACUCAAAGUUCAUAGGUCAAGCACACAAAAUCCUGGACAGUUUCUCAAUGCACAGUGCAUGCUAAGCUACCCCUACUCCUCACACACCUCAGCAACAUUGUGCACUAUGCACACACAACCUAGGAUGCAAGCAGCUUGUUACAUCCCUUGUAUGAUUGUGAUGAGAGUGUGUGUGUGUGUGUGUGUGUGUGUGUCUGUUUGGUGCAUGCCCAAAGCUUAAGAGCACAAUAGAAAACCCCUUAACUGUUUUCGUAAGUGUCUUAACAUCCCAACAUCAGCAGAAUGCGACUACUGGUCCCUCUGAGACAGUGUUGUGUGCGUGCGUGCGUGUGUGUGUGGAAAGUUUGGGAAAGGUUGUGUGUGUAUGCUGUUAAUUUAAUAAGCUCGAUAUUCAUUUGGCUGACUAUGGCCUGAAUCUUUCCAGUCUAUCAUAAGUGUCCAAGUAGCCUGUAGUUACAACUGCUCUCAUUCAUGCGGAAUGCUGUCUCAUUGUAUGUUUUGAAUUCUGUGAUUUGUAUAACCAGUCGAUGACUGUAAAAUUGUAUUAUUAUUAUUAUUAUUACGUUCUGCAUUUUAAUAAAUUAUAACCUGCAUUCAA
Alosa alosa (allis shad) is the source of this 6767-nucleotide messenger RNA. RefSeq names its product bone morphogenetic protein receptor, type II a (serine/threonine kinase) (gene bmpr2a). Lineage: Eukaryota; Metazoa; Chordata; Actinopteri; Clupeiformes; Clupeidae. Gene Ontology annotation, cellular component: plasma membrane; signaling receptor complex. The record is from RefSeq and is a predicted model, not a curated record. Gene Ontology annotation, biological process: protein phosphorylation; vasculature development; BMP signaling pathway. Gene Ontology annotation, molecular function: ATP binding; transforming growth factor beta receptor activity. The transcript is spliced from 13 exons. Bases 1111 to 4374 code for a protein of 1087 amino acids.